ACACCCCAGACCAUCUUGUCUUUGUAAUGGAAAAAGAGAAUCCGUAUCAAGCUACUCAGCAGCUAAUCAAUCACCUAAGUCCACCAGGCUGGGCAUGGAAGAUUGUAUCUCUUCUGUACCUGAGGAGGCAGAAGAAACAGCUGGGGUGGGGGAAGGAGUUGUACUUGAAGUAAGGGCAUCUAUACUAAGAGAAAGGCAGCUUGCUAGGCUGCAUUCUGGGCCUGCAGAGUAGUGUUCCUUCUUUUUUAUACUACAGAUUGUGAACAAAUUAAUAUUUUAGCUGUAUUAAAGUGAUAUGAAAUCAUGGGUCACUCGCAAAUAAUAAGUUGCUGCAAGUGGGGUAUCUUAGCCUAAUAGCUGUUUUGAUAUCAAGACUUUACGUUCCAAUAGCCUAGCUGCUCAGAAAAGGAGACUGGGGAGAUGAAGUGGACAGCUGGCAUAACAUACAGACACUUGAACCCGGAAAUGAAAACACAGCUGCUGGGUCUAAUUUUAAACACAGAUCUUGAUCGGAUCCGUCUAGAUCCUGGUUGUCCUGCUACAGCAAAGUCAUUAGUGGGAGUAGAGAGGCGUGAAGUUCAAGGUACUGUUAAAAAAGCUUUUGUGAGAAGGGGCGUCACCCUUGUUCCAGUUAUGGUAUUUCCAUUUUUCACAGCAAGUUCAGAGCUACCAAAAUUGGGAAAGGAAGACCAAAAGGCACGGAGCGCGCUGCUCGCUGACAUCCAGCAGGGAACGCGCCUGCGGAAAGUCACUCAGGUCAAUGACCGCAGCGCACCACAGAUCGAAAAACCCAAAGGAGCUAACAGAGAUGGAGUUAACCCAGGCAUUAAUAAAGGCAGCUCUCAGCCACCUCUGGGAGGCUUAUUUGCUGGUGGCUUUCCUGUUCUCAGACCAGCAGGCCAGAGGGACAUGCCAGCUGGGAGGCCUGGGCAGCUUCCUGGGGUUCGAGCAGCAGCUCCUAAGCCCUCAGCCCCACCGAACAGCAGCGCUGCAAAGGCCAGCAGUAACCCCUCGCAUCCAGCUGAAGGCUCAAAGGCAGCUGUCCCACCAGAGCCUCCCAGCACCUCCCGAUCCGGAACUGGCCCUGGCCCUGGGCGGCCCAGCCUGCCUGCCCCCCCUCCACCGCCUCCUGCUACCAGCAAACCUUCCCUCACUUUCCCUCCUCCUCCCCCUCACCCCCCGCCAGCCGAGCGCCCUCCCAAGGGGGUGUCCCCAGGUGCUGCUCCUCCACUCCCCCCUUCUCAGGCUGACAAACCCCCCAAGUUUCAAGCAGGGGCUUCACACCUGCCCCCACCACCACCUCCCCCUCCUCCUCCUCCCCUGCCCCCUGUCCCCCCUGGCGGGUUUCCCGGGAGGACAACCGAUUUCCCUGCUGCUGCCGCCUCUCCCUCUGAAGGAAGAGACUGUCCACCUCCCACACCACCACCCCCACCUCCUCCUCCACCACACGCACACCCCCUGACCUCCAACAGGCUCUCUCUUCCAUCCUCCCCAGCCUUCAGCAGCGCUGAUGUGCCCCCUCCGCUGCCCCCCAAGUCCCCCCUCUUGCUGUCACAGCUCCAUAAGCCAAGCAGUAUUCAGUCACUGCCCCUUCCUCCCACCCCUGGCCUCCCUCAGCCCACAGCGGUGGUGGAGACCAGGAAGAAGAGACCCGGCCGAGGUGCAGGAACCGGUGCUGGGAAGCUAGUCACACCUCCACAGCCACCAGCAAGAUCACCAACAACUGAACUUACAAGCAAGUCUGGAGUCUCAACCUGGGCUACAGCUCAUGACCCCUACCCACCACUUAAAAAUGGAAAUAUGCACAUCAUUGAUGACUUUGAAUCUAAAUUUACUUUCCAUUCUGUGGAAGACUUCCCCCCACCUGAUGAAUUCAAGCCAUUUCAGAAAAUAUAUCCCAGCAAGAUAGCUAGAGAUCCCUCUAAAAAUCCUCCACUAAGAACACACGUGAGAUGAGUCUUCUGAUGCUCUCUGGAUUAAUGUUAAAGAAGAACAUCAUCAAGAUAAUAUAUAAAACAGAAAGGAUCCCCAAUACAGUGAUAGAGAUUAUAUGUGAAUUGCAAGUGCUGCAAAGUUAACAUUUCUAUACAGGAAUGUUACUAUAGGCUUUUAAAUUAUUGUAUAUAGGUGGGUAUUUUUUAAGCAAAGUAGCAUAAAAUUUAAAUCCUUUGUAGCGUUGAAGCAAUUCUCAUUUUUAUCAUGCUGACAGACGUUACCUCAGAACACUUUUUGCAUUACAUGCCUGUAUUUGGUUUUUGCCCUUCCGUUAUAAUUUUUAAGUAUUUUGGAAAUUCUCCAGUUAUUAUUCAGACAGUUUUUAAUUCACUAUCAGAAAGUAUUGCGCUACCUUUAAUCUCUUUCUGUGUUUCUUCACUUCUACUCUGCCUAUCAUCAGAUUGCAGCAGAAUGUGACUUUCAUGAACAAACAGGCCCAUAAUCCUUUUCUCAUCAAGGAUGAAGAGGAAAGAGGUGACAAGGAGCAGUGGCUGCUGUUGAGCCCAUCUAUUGAUUAUAGAUCCUUAUAGGAUAGUGUCUGAAGAAGCCCAGCUGGGUAGGCUGGUCAUGGACUUGACAAAGACAACAGGAUAGGAAGAAAAGGAAGUUUUUCUACUGUAAGAAAAAAAAAAAAUGCAUGUGAAUACACAUGCCGUGAAGUAAGUGCCCAUGUAAGGGCACGUGUCUUGUCUUUUCCUGCUGGCAGAGUGGCUAUUUACCAUUUGUGUGACAAAUUACCUCUACUCAGCUAUUAGGAGGCCUUUCGAUAAUGGGUCCAACAGGCAACUAGUGCUAGUGUUGUUCACUCACAGGAGCAGUGAGUUGGUUGAAAAAAGUAAAAACUUAGCAUCAGACAAAACUUGAGCUUCUGCUUUUAAUAUGUAGCCUGGGGUAAGGUCUUUGGAUGAUAGAUGUUCAGAUCUUGUCAUAAGAUGCCUAUUUCCAGAAAGAAUUCCCCUUAUUCUUGUACAUUUUACUGCGCCUAUAGAAGUGUUGCCAGCAGGUUGAGGGCUGUGAUCCUCUGAAAGGCUGAGAGAGCUGGGACCAUUCAGCCUAGAAAAGAGAUGGCUCAGAGGGGAUCUCAUCACUAUGUAUCAAUAUCCAAAAGGAGGGUAUAAAGAUAGAGCCAAGCUCCUCUCAGUGGUAGCCAGAGACUAGACCACAAAAAAUAGAAACUUAAAAACAGGAAAAAACAGGAGGCUCUGAACAUCAGGAAGCACUUGAACUGUGGGAGUGACAGAGCUCUGGCACACGUUGCCCAGGGACACUGGGGAGUCCUACUCUUUAGAGAUACUAAAAAGCCAUCUGGACAUGGUCAUGGGCAACUGGCUGUAGAUGUCCCUACUUGAGCAAGGGGGUUGGAUCAGAUUACCUCCAGGCAUGCCUUCCAACCUCAGCCACUCUUUGAUUCUCUUCUUACAGCUUUCCUGGGUUCCUGCACUUGGGUACAACCACCUCAUGCAGUGCUACAGGCUUGGGAAAGAGUGGCUGGAAAGCUGCCCAGCAGAAAAGGACCUGGGGGUGUUGAUCAACAGCCAGCUGAAUAUGAGCCAGCAGUAUGCCCAGGUGGCCCUGAAUGCCAAUAGCAUCCUGGCUUGUAUCAGAAAUAGUGUGGCCACCAGGAAUAGAGAACUUAUCAUUCCCCUGUACUUGGCACUGGUGAAGCUGCACCUUGAAUACUGUGUCCGGGGGGGUUUUGGCAAUGUUAGAUUUAUGGUUAGACUUGAUGAUCUUACAGGUCUCUUCCAACCUAAAUGACUAUGAUUGACUAGCUUGCAGAAGGGCACUGCUGUACCAGGGUAAGACUGAUGCUAACAGCCAGGCUAUUUAUGGUUACAGCAUUAAUUUAUAUAAUUGCUAUAAAUUCCCCUCAGCUGCAAUGACAUUAUAGAUCACAGGUGAAGAUCCUUGUCCAUGGCCAUGCCCUUGAACUAAACUAUUUGGAAAAGACAAGUAACAGCAUCUUUACAUACCUGCUUUUCUUUUAGUUCUUGCAACAGCUUAUCAUAGAAUGGUUAAGGUUGGAAGGGACCUUAAAGAUCAGGUUCCAACCUCCCUGCUAUGAGCAGGGACACCUCACAGUAAACCAGGCUAUAUAAGGACUCAUCCAACCUGGGCCUUAACUCACCUCCAGGGAGUGGGCUUCCACAACCUCCCUAGGCAAUGUAUUCCAGCACCUUACUACCAUCCUGGUGAAGAAUUUCUUCCUGAUGUCUAACCUAAAUCUACCCUUUUCAAGCUUAGUCUGUAACUCCUGCUCCCACACAUGUGCAUGGUCAUGGUGUGGAGGUGGUGUAAGGGUAAGAAGCUCUUCACCUGUAGGACUCUAAGAAAGCAUCAUUAGUCUUUUGCUAGCCUAUUCUGAUACUUUGCUGUACAUCUUGCAAAAAGAAAAAAAAAUAGUGAUGCUUUGUCCAGUACUUACUGUCACUGUCAUUGUUACAGUUACUUGAUAAAUAUGCAUGAAUAUAGUAAUAAGCAAGGGUCAGCAUAUAUGUUGCUUCUCAAAGAACUGGAAACGUUUAAAACUGCUUUGAAGAACAUUUUGUUACAGUACUAUUAAAGGUGACUUUACUGUUGAUUCUCA
This is a messenger RNA of Apus apus (common swift), 4582 nucleotides long. It is a transcript of the gene WIPF3, whose product is annotated as WAS/WASL interacting protein family member 3. Gene Ontology annotation, molecular function: actin binding. Lineage: Eukaryota; Metazoa; Chordata; Aves; Apodiformes; Apodidae. The coding region runs from base 421 to 1956 and encodes 511 amino acids. The record is from RefSeq and is a predicted model, not a curated record. The transcript has 7 exons.